AUAAUACCCUAUCGCAGGAACAGCAGGUUCACUGGCCGCGAAGAUCUCAUUGAGUCGAUAAAGAGGAUAUCUAGGCACAACAAUCACACGCGGAUCGCACUUCAUGGACUCGGUGGUUCUGGGUAUGUAAUCAGUACUGUCACUAUUAUUUCGGGGAUUAUUAACAUUGCUUAGGAAAACUCAGAUUGCCCUGGAAUAUGUCUAUAAGUGCGCAAGCGAGAUGGAUUGCCAUGUUUUCUGGGUGUCGGGGAGUGGGGCAUUGAAAUUCAUUGAGGGUUUUAGAGCCAUCGCACAGUGUGUUCGAAUUCCAGUAGCUAGCGCCGAGAUGGACCAAGAGGAAUUACUAGCUAGUUUAAAGAGGUGGUUUGAGGGUCCAGACAGUGGCGAUUGGAUACUAGUUAUCGACAAUGCCGACAACGAGGAGGACUUUAUUGGAAACAGUGGUGCCAUCUCCAAACUUGUACCACAAGGCCAAAGGGGUACUCUCAUAUUCACCACCAGAUCACUCCGGGUUGCAUCUUGGCAGGAUUGCGAAAGGAUUGAUGUCGGAAAAAUGGGGGAGGAUGAAGCGACGGCAUUGUUUUCGAAACUCUACGGUAACAGGAAUAGUUCGAAAGAGGAAGAGAAUGAGGCCAUCGCAUUAAUCUUAGGCUCUCUACACCACAUACCUCUAGCUAUCGUAGGAGCGGCCGCCUUCAUGACGGAAACCCAGACACCGCCAUCCGCAUACUGGGCCAUUUUCCAGGAAAGCGACGAACAAGCAAGGAGACUCCUUUUACAGCCAUUUUGUGACAUACAACGCGAGGCGGAUAUGACCGAAAGCAUCCUAGCCACGUACUUUAUCACAUUUGACCGAAUCUCACGGCAGAUGCCCCUGGCGGCGGAACUUUUGCGUUUAAUUGCCUUCUUCGAUCGUCAGAGCAUACCCGAAGAGCUAUUGAAUGAGAGUGGUUUGGAAGGAACGGAUGAUCCAAUCGAGUUUCGUCAGGCCAUUGGAAAACUGUUGGGAUUUUCGCUAGUUACAUCUGUCAAAACUCAGGACAAGACCCUUUACGAGCUUCACGGUUUGGUCCAGCUGUCUUUACAGGCAUAUCUACCAACAGAGGAGUUGAAUCGAUGGCGGGCCAAUGCGCUCGGAGUUGUUUCAAGGCUCUUUCCCCAGAAUUGGGACUCGUGGGGAGACGUUAGUUCCUCAUACAUUCCACAUGCACUCACUGUAACCAAGCAUUCAACCGAUCCCAUUGCCGAAGAGCUUU
Messenger RNA from Tuber aestivum (summer truffle), 1256 nucleotides. NCBI's taxonomy places the organism in Eukaryota, Fungi, Ascomycota, Pezizomycetes, Pezizales, Tuberaceae. The record is from the annotation of a GenBank genome assembly.